Hippoglossus stenolepis (Pacific halibut) is the source of this 846-nucleotide messenger RNA. It is a transcript of the gene psmb2, whose product is annotated as proteasome 20S subunit beta 2. Gene Ontology annotation, cellular component: nucleus; proteasome core complex, beta-subunit complex; proteasome core complex. Gene Ontology annotation, biological process: proteasomal protein catabolic process. The record is from RefSeq and is a predicted model, not a curated record. Lineage: Eukaryota; Metazoa; Chordata; Actinopteri; Pleuronectiformes; Pleuronectidae. The transcript has 6 exons. Gene Ontology annotation, molecular function: peptidase activity. Bases 136 to 735 code for a protein of 199 amino acids.
UGCUUUCCGGUGACGUAAGCAACGCGCGACAGCUGUCUCAAACUUUUGCUGUGUAAUCUGUACACACGCGAGCAGGAGACGCUACCACACAUUUAUUUUCACACUUUUAUUCCAACUCGCAGCUAAAUAUCCACCAUGGAAUAUUUACUCGGGAUCACGGGGCCGGAUUUUGUGCUCGUCGCCUCCGACAACGUCGCAGCGAGCAGCAUCAUUAAGAUGAAACACGACUACGACAAGAUGUUCAAGCUCAGCGAGAAGAUUCUGCUCCUGUGUGUCGGGGAGGCAGGAGACACUGUGCAGUUUGCAGAGUACAUCCAGAAGAACGUCCAGCUCUACAAAAUGAGGAAUGGUUAUGAACUCAGUCCAGCAGCAGCAGCGAACUUCACACGAAAGAACCUUGCAGACUAUCUCCGGAGCAGGACUCCGUAUCAUGUGAACCUGUUGCUGGCGGGCUACGAUGACACAGACGGCCCGGGUCUCUACUACAUGGACUACCUGUCUUCCCUGGCCAAGGCCCCCUUCGCUGCCCACGGCUACGGAGCCUUUCUCACUCUAUCCAUUCUUGACCGUCACUACAAACCAGAUUUGACCCGAGAGGAGGCGAUGGAUCUUCUGAAGAUGUGCAUUGAGGAACUGAACAAGCGCUUCGUCCUGAACCUCCCCUCCUUCACUGUCCGUUUGAUUGACAAGGAGGGCAUCCAUGACCUGGAGAAGCUCACCGUCGGCGCCAAGUGACCGUUCACUGCUUAACCACAACCCUGACGCCCUCUCUUUUUUUUUUUUUGUUUUGACCUCCUUGCUCUUUCUGUUCCAAUAAAAAGUGACACACACACAGUUGAGAUACAA